Messenger RNA from Aureobasidium vineae, 3066 nucleotides. The record is from the annotation of a GenBank genome assembly. NCBI's taxonomy places the organism in Eukaryota, Fungi, Ascomycota, Dothideomycetes, Dothideales, Saccotheciaceae.
AUGGACCCUGCUCAUAGGUCCACGAUCUCUGGACAGCCGCCAGAUAUGCCACCUAAAGAACGACUCAAGAAGCGCAACAACAUACAAUCAGGUGUUCUGCGCACCGAUGAGGAGGAAAGGGAGUACAAGAGAUCGCGUCUCUCUUCUCAUAUCAGUGGCUCUUCGAAAUAUGCCCGAGCUCCGCAGGACUACUACGAGCGAAGAACAACGAAUCCCAACAACCUUAUGAGCGGAGGCGAUCCUUACACGAUCUAUGGCUCCAUGGAUGAGAGUUCCCAACGCAACACACCAGUCGAGCCCCCAAGGCACAACCCUCAGCCUACCUCCCAAGAUCGCCAGAAGGUUCCCGAAAACAUCGUGGCAGGUUUGGGCAACUCGAUCCUUACUCGCCGGCCUUUCCAGGAAGAAAGUGAUUCGAGCGACAACAGUGGUCCCGAGGAAGCCGCUGUCCAAGAGGAAGACAAGUAUGAUACUCCACCUCUGUUCGUUUACAGCAGUGAGAGUACGGGCGUUUCGAAAACUGGACAGCAGCACAACUACAGAGAAGCAAGCAACACUCAUUCCGACGGUACAUCUCAUAUCUAUCAGCGCGAUCAACAAUCACUUCAACCUCCCUACCCUAUUCGACUUGAACCGGGACACUCGUACAACAGCUUACCUCGUCAACAGCCUGCACCCGCAUCGCUCCGCCAGCCUGACAGAGGACGGCAUCAAUCUCAACCGGCUCCAAGCCGUCAGCGUCGUUCUACUGUUUCAGAACAACACGGACAACAUGUGUCUCACCACAAGCCAGACANNGUACCCCUCACACGAAUUUCGAAGAACAUGAGAAGCACAGCCAGCGACGACAACACCACAGGCAGUCGCAGCCGGGAGCAGAAGAUACCCGGGAGACGACCCGGGNCACACCAUCGCGACGAAACGAUCCGGACACAACACGAUGUGAACAACACUCACACUAACGCGCUCAAUUCUNCCAGCAAUUGCGUCGAGUCAGAAACGUGUAAACAAGCACUCGCAGCCCCGGGAUUGGAGCAAACCCCUGUGCCUGCUACUCGUCCUAAGCGCUCCUCCAUACCAGAUGGCUUCAAACACCACAAGGACAUACUGAGUACAGUCAAACCUCGCAAGAAUCGUACCGACAAGCCGCAACCUCGUCAAUUUCAAGAAGACAUUGACUACCCGCCGCCAGACCCAAGUCUCUACACCCAAACCACUAACAUUGCUCAGCCUGCAGGACCGCACUUUGUUUCUCCUCUGGAUUUGAUUCAGGAUUCUGUGCAACAUCAUGAUUCUCCACCAGCUGUACCGUCGGUUUCUAUGCAAUCCAGCUCCGUUCAAGAACCGGUCAGCAGAAUGCCCAGAGAGCAGUUGAUGUAUUUCAAGCCUAAUGACUUGGAUAAUCGAGUCUGGGAAUACAUGCACAGAAAAGAGCAGCCGAAGAACUGGGCUGAGGUGGUGGAGAUUCUCAUGCUUACGCAGACACCUUAUGAGCUUGAAACUCUCAAGGCCAGACAGAGACUCUACAAUGCAAAACUUGCUCUGAAGCAACAAGAGAGACUUGCGGUACCAGCAAAAUCACGGCCUAUGCAAGGCGUUGUACCUUUUGAACAUGAGUACCAUCAGAGACCUGCAGCACCAACCGCCAGUAGACUCGCUCCACCAGCUUCGACAGUGGCGCAAACUACACCAGUUCCAGUCAUCCCAACUCCUCCUGUCAGACUCCCAGAAGCGAAACGACUCGCUGAUCAACUAGAGCAAGAAAGACUUGUCUGGGCGACAAAGGAAGCCGCCUGGACGACCAGAGAAGCAAAGUUACAACAGCGCAUCAAGACUUUCGAAGAAGAAUCAGCUGCCAAAACCAGCGAGCGUAUUGAACACGAAAAGCAACUCAAACUCAAGGCCGAAGUGGAGGAAAAGUACCAAAUAUUGAAGGCACAGGCUCAGACUCAAAAGGAGAGCUUAAGGGACGAAAAAGCUCUGCGUAUCAAGGCUGAAAGUGAUUUGAAGGCUGUUCAGUCUGAUGUUCACAGACACACUCUUGCUCAAGCCGGUGCUGCAAGAAAGACUGAGGCCACCACUUUGGGAAAAGUUGGCAAAGCUACCGGCGGUGGCUUUACGUUCUCAAAAGACGGUGAGGACGAAUAUGGGGCCGAUGACGAUGCAAACGACCAAGGGGGAAAGAAGACGUCCUCCAAGCGCAGAAAAUUCCGAAAAUCAAACGAUCUCAGCGAUCUCAGAGAAGACGGUCAUCCACACACCGGAGGCAAAUCCCUACCACCGGCUGCCAUCCAAGCACUCUACAAACACCUCAACAACUGCAAAGACGAAGAGGAAGCUAAAGAGCAGCCAGAGACUAUUCAAGAAGAAGACCUUACUUACUUUGUCUACACCGUUUGCCGCAAACAGUGGCUCAUCUCUGAACAAGAACCAGAGAACGACACCGCCAUCGUCUGCGGCGACUACACUUACCUCAACGCCGCCAACGCCGCCGUCACAAACGAAAUCUUGCGUCCUCAUGGCACUUCUUCAACCGUCAAGAUUGAUCCCGAGGGACAAAGAAGCCUGCAUCAAGGCAUGGGCGAGCACAAAAUGGCUUGGGCUCAACUCGACGUCCCUCAAGGCCACGUCAGAGUCUGGGUGCAGAGACAACUGCACACUGAAUUCGUGGGCGAGCUGCCACUAUUCGAGGACAAAGGUAUACUUUCCAAGACUGUAUUUGCAGUCAGACAGCAAACCUCUGUUGCUGCAUCUACUUCAACUGCAGAAACUGCUUUCUCCACUCCUGCCACAACCAUCGAAGAAGAUGACGAAAUCUACACCACAUUCGACCUAGCGAACAUUAAAGCCAACGAAAAAGUAUUCAGACUGCUCUGGCCAGAAGAAACCCAAUCCUCACGCAUCGAUGCCGUAAAAGCCAGAGAAGAAGCAAGAAAACGGCGAAAGCAAAGAUUGGAAGAUCUGGAAGAUCAUGGUCAAUUAUUCACCGAAGAGAUCAACCAUGAAGAUGGAAGUUGCACUAAAGUUCGGGUCAUACAGAAGAUGGUUGUUGGACCCAGAAAUUGA